AUGAUGUGUACUCAGUCGAUGUUGCUCAUUGUGUUGUCGAAUGCGAAUCAAAUUGGAAUUGUCACAGAAAUCGCUCCUACAAUUGCAACACGGGCGGAACGAGAACACGGUAUGACUGCGACGCACGGUGGCGGCUGUGAAGACCACCGGCCGGACAAGGAUUCAGUGUAUACUGUAAAAACUGGAUUUAAAAACGAUGGCUAUCAACACGAUAGAGACUCUAACGACGAUAUCGUCAAACCCCCACCUCUACCUACGGAAGAUGAUUCUUACGCCUCAGGCAAAGUGAAGCUAUCCAGAAAUGAGAAAUGGAGAAUAUUAAAGAACGUAGCAGCUGUAAGUGCGGCUUUUAUGGUGCAGUUCACUGCUUUCCAAGGAACCGCCAAUCUUCAAUCAUCCAUCAACGCUGCAGACGGCCUUGGAACAGUCUCUCUUAGUUCCAUUUACGCGGCACUUGUCGUAUCUUGUAUAUUUGUUCCAACGUUCCUUAUCAAGAGGCUUACAGUAAAAUGGACCCUGUGCCUUUCCAUGCUUUGUUACGCGCCGUACAUUGGCGCUCAAUUCUUCCCAGCUUUCUACACACUUGUGCCUGCUGGAGUGAUAGUUGGCCUAGGAGCGGCCCCCAUGUGGACCUCUAAAGCUACUUAUCUGACUCAAGCUGGAAGUGUGUACGCUAAAUUAACAGAUCAAGCCGUCGAUGGAAUCAUUGUCAGAUUCUUUGGCUUCUUCUUCCUGGCAUGGCAGACUGCUGAACUAUGGGGAAAUCUUAUUUCUAGUUUAGUAUUUUCUUCAGGAGUACACAGCAGUGGAAAUACGUCCAAAGAGAAUACAAGUAAUACAUUUUUGACAUGCGGAGCGAAUUUCUGCAUGAUUGGAGGCGGCCAUCACGAUAACCAAAACCUGCACCGGCCACCGGACAGCGAGAUCUAUGAAAUCAGUGCUAUAUAUCUCGCUUGCGUUGUAGUCGCUGUUUUGAUGGUCGCGUUACUUGUUGAUCCAUUGUCUAGGUAUGGUGAGAAACAAAGGACUGCCGAUACAGCGAAGUUGUCAGGGAUCCAGCUGCUCUCGGCUACUGCAUAUCAAUUGAAGAAACCCAACCAACAACUACUCAUCCCAAUCACACUGUGGAUUGGUAUGGAGCAGGCUUUCAUAGGUGCCGAUUAUACACAAGCGUAUGUAUCUUGCGCUCUUGGAAUUCGUUCUAUCGGUUACGUAAUGAUUUGCUUCGGAGUCGUGAACGCGCUUUGUUCGCUUCUUUUUGGCACAGCCAUGAAGUAUAUCGGACGAUUCCCAAUAUUGGUAAUGGGGGCAGCUCUUCACCUUGGACUCAUCGUGUGGCUUUUGAUCUGGAGACCGAACCCUGAAACACCAUCAACGUUCUUUGUGAUAUCUGGUUUAUGGGGUGUUGGCGAUGCUGUAUGGCAAACUCAAGUUAAUGGCUUAUACGGUGUACUAUUCAGGCGUAACAAAGAAGCUGCUUUCUCUAACUACAGACUCUGGGAGAGCGCCGGUUUUGUCGUAGCUUACGCUUACUCAACUCAUCUUUGUGCCAGGAUGAAGCUAUACGUUUUAAUGGUAUCGUUGCUGCUUGGUGUGGCUGGAUAUAUCGUCGUGGAGAUUUUACAUAUUAGAAAGGCUCGUCGUAUGAAGGCAAUAGCUGAGAAUCCGGCUGCCGCUGCAGAAGCCGCUAAGCAGCCACCAGAAGAAGAUGAUGAAAAGGACGAAAUUGAUGACGACAUCAUUAUUACACAUCUU
This is a messenger RNA of Brenthis ino (lesser marbled fritillary), 1755 nucleotides long. The record is from the annotation of a GenBank genome assembly. Lineage: Eukaryota; Metazoa; Arthropoda; Insecta; Lepidoptera; Nymphalidae.